Molecule: messenger RNA, 633 nt
Organism: Medioppia subpectinata
Lineage: Eukaryota; Metazoa; Arthropoda; Arachnida; Sarcoptiformes; Oppiidae
Source: the annotation of a GenBank genome assembly
AUGCAAAGUAUAUUUGUGUUAACCAUUCCUCUGGUUAUUAGAAAUGGUGGCCAUAUAUUUGGCCCGAAAGAAGUGCGGCAUAUAUUGGUCUUAAGGUGCAUAUCGGGCGCCACCUCACUAUUCCUCGAGUUCUAUGCCUUCAGACUCUUACCACUCGUCGACGCGUCGAUUAUCACGUUUUCAAUAGUAGUGUUUGUGUCUAUGUUUGCCUGUGUUUUCCUUAAGGAGUCGUGCGGUAUAUUCCAGACAAUUAUCGUAAUGUUGACAAUGUUUGGCGUCAUUCUUACCACCAAAUGUUUGGACACAUUCUUUCAGCCGACAGCACAUCCAAUGUCACAGAAUUCAACACAUUUUAUCAAUUCAACAACAAAUGGCCACCUAUCGUUGGGUUUACUCUCAUUUAGUGGUCAAGCGUUGAUGACUUUGGCCCUACAGUCAGAACAGGCCGGACCCGUGGCUGUGGUCAGAGAGUCCACUGAUAUUAUACUAUCAUUUGUAUUUGACAUCACGUUAUUUCAUAUAAUUCCCGACAUUUGGUCAAUCAGUGGCGCGACUGUUGUCUUCAUUUGCAUACUAUUAACCAGUUUUCAUAAAUGGCUUCAAAGCAGAGAUACUGAACCGAAAGCAAAAUAA